GGGUAUAUAUAAAAUGAUGGUCGGAGGCAGCGGGUAUCAUUCAGUUGAUUAUAUCAGUUCGAAAUGGCUGCUAAGUUCGUCGUAGUGCUCGCGCUGGCGGUGGCCGCCCAGGCAUCAGUGGUACCCGUGCCCGUGGCACGCGCAGACGACACCAGCAGCUUCGCGUACGACGUGGCCGACCCCAACACCGGCGACUACAAGAGCCAGGUGGAGACGCGCGUCGGCGGCGUCGUGCAGGGCCAAUACUCGCUGCUGGACGCUGAUGGCACCAAGCGUACCGUCGAUUAUUCCGCUGAUGAUGUCAACGGAUUCAACGCUGUCGUGCAUAAGGACCCUGUUGCUGUCGCUGCGCCCGUUGUGAGCGCGCCUGUUGUCAGCGCGCCGGUAGUCGAAUCCGCUCCCGCUGUGGUUGCCGCGCGCACUGUGGCCGCCCCUGCCGUGUACUCUGCCGCUCCUCCCGCGUACUCUGCUGGUCCUGCCGUGUACUCUGCCGCUCCUGCCGUGUACUCUGAUGGUCCUGCCGUGUACUCUGCCGCUCCCGUUGUCCGAACAGUUGCUGCUCCUGGCACAUACGCUCCAGUAGCCUACUCCGGCUACUCUGCACCCGUUGCUUACUCCAACAGCAUCGCCAGCCCUUAUUACGCUGCUCCUUACUCGACCUAUUAUUAA
This is a messenger RNA of Cydia amplana, 669 nucleotides long. Its product is annotated as larval cuticle protein A3A-like. Gene Ontology annotation, cellular component: extracellular matrix. The transcript is spliced from 2 exons. The record is from RefSeq and is a predicted model, not a curated record. Bases 64 to 669 code for a protein of 201 amino acids. NCBI's taxonomy places the organism in Eukaryota, Metazoa, Arthropoda, Insecta, Lepidoptera, Tortricidae.